CCACCGAAAGCCUCACACCACAUCACUUUGCCGUACAUCAUUGAAGCUGUCUCCAGCUCCGCGACCACGACACGCCAAAACACCCGCGAUACCUCAAUCAACUUUCCGCCGAACUCCCCGACGAGACUGCCGUCUCUGACAUCCACCUGGACGUCGAACUCCCCACACAAACCCCCAGUCAUGGUCGUCCGCAUACGCCUCGCCCGCUUCGGGCGCGUCAACCAGCCCUUCUACAAUAUCGUCGUCACACAAGCAAGAACCGCCCGCAACAGCAAACCAAUCGAAGUAAUUGGCACCUACGACCCCGUCCCCCGCCAAGACCCCUACGACGCGACAACCAAGCCGCACAAGGACAUCCGCCUCGACUCCCUCCGCGCCCGCUACUGGGUCGGCGUCGGCGCCCAGCCCACAGAGACCGUCUGGCGCUUACUCUCCAUGGUCGGCAUCCUCGAGCCAAAGUACAGGCCAAACGGCACCCCCAACACGGCGACGGCGGCAAAGUCGCUCAGGACGCCUGCUUCUCCGGCCAAGGCCAAGGCUCCGGCACCGGCGGCAUCAUCAUAAGCAACGGCGGCGAUUUGUAGGAAAAUUUGACCCGGACGAAGUUCCGUUGGACUGAGGGCGACCCAACCUUCAGUGGCUGGGACAGUGUUGUGUAUCAAAAGCAUCGAAAGCGCGGCGCGAAUUACAGGGGUUGCAGUUGGCUCUUUUCGGCAUUAGACUCGUUGCUGCAGGUCGGAAGGAGCUGACGGUGGGAAUUGUACCAUGAAGACGAAAAGAGACAACAACGGGCAGGCCAUGAACAGGUCGGGUCGCGACUUGGGUCUACCACAGGGCAAGGACGAGGAAAAGUGAUGUAAAAUGGCCAGGGGCGUCGAGCACCAUAUCACAUCACAAGCGUUGUACAAUAGGAGGAUUGUAAAAGGACCA
Molecule: messenger RNA, 930 nt
Organism: Colletotrichum godetiae
Lineage: Eukaryota; Fungi; Ascomycota; Sordariomycetes; Glomerellales; Glomerellaceae
Product: ribosomal protein S16
Exons: 2
Coding region: 181-564 (127 amino acids)
Biological process (GO): mitochondrial translation
Cellular component (GO): ribosome; mitochondrial small ribosomal subunit
Molecular function (GO): structural constituent of ribosome
Source: RefSeq, a predicted model, not a curated record